Amaranthus tricolor (Joseph's coat) is the source of this 1018-nucleotide messenger RNA. Its product is annotated as protein OXIDATIVE STRESS 3-like. The transcript has 2 exons. The record is from RefSeq and is a predicted model, not a curated record. The coding region runs from base 194 to 730 and encodes 178 amino acids. NCBI's taxonomy places the organism in Eukaryota, Viridiplantae, Streptophyta, Magnoliopsida, Caryophyllales, Amaranthaceae.
UUUAUAAUAUACCUUACCAAAAAUAUUCCCCAAUCCAUGACUUGCUAGUACCUAUCCAUUUAUUUAUUUAAAUAUUUAUAACCAAAUUAUAUAUUUAUUUAUAUUAUGUCACACUAUAUAUAAUGGUAUGAAACAUGCUAGUGUAACCUUAAAUAGAUUGAUUUUGUUUUGCUGAUAAAAGAAGGCACAAAUAAUGUUUCCAACAUCUGAGGAACUGAAGAAUUGUUUGAAGAUUGUAACAGAGAAUGAGUUUACAAAGGAAGAAGAUUCAAUUAGUUUUACAUCAUCAGAUUUAAUGGAAGAUGAUGAUGAUGCAACUUCUUCAUUGAAUUCUCCUUCAACAAGUUCUUCUUCAUCAUCUUCAAAUGGGCCGUUGUUUCAAUUGUCAGAUCUCAUGGAUCAACUUCCCAUCAAGAAAGGAUUAUCAAAUUAUUACGGAGGGAAAUCAGAGUCAUUUACAUCACUAGCGAAGGUGCAAAGUUUGGAAGAUCUACAAAAGAAAGAAAAUCCAUACAAGAAGAAGAUCAAAUUAUGCACUACUUAUUGUGCUGGUUUUGACAGUCAUAAAGUUUGCAGUCCAAAACGUACAAUUUUUAAGAAGUCUUCAAAUCAAUAUUCAAAAACUGCUUCUUUUACAUCAACACCUAAAAUUAGUUGCAGUAAUAAUUUACUACUACUGUCUUCUUGUAUACCUCCCAAUCCUCUUCCUACUGUAGAAAAGGAUUUUUAAUCUUUUUUAAAGAUUUGUUUUCCUUUUUUUUUUGAGGUUAACUUGCUAGAAAUUUUUGUAGCGAUUUGGGUGUUAAAGAAGAGGUUAAUUUUUGGUUCAUGAUUUAUAUUUAUAUUUAGAGGUUGUUAAUCAAAUUUUCUUUGUGCUACUUUUAGAGGAAGAAAGAGCAAUUAUGGUUAACAUUAAUCAUAUGAAAUGCUCUUGAGUUAGGCCUCGUUAUUGGUAUUCUAUUCCUUUGCAGAUCCUUGUUCAUAAAUUUUGAUGUCUGAAAUAUAUUUAAUUGCAAUA